Molecule: messenger RNA, 717 nt
Organism: Mus caroli (Ryukyu mouse)
Lineage: Eukaryota; Metazoa; Chordata; Mammalia; Rodentia; Muridae
Product: killer cell lectin-like receptor subfamily B member 1
Biological process (GO): regulation of natural killer cell mediated cytotoxicity
Cellular component (GO): plasma membrane; cell surface
Molecular function (GO): signaling receptor activity
Source: RefSeq, a predicted model, not a curated record
AUCUCUAAUGGAUGCACCAGUGCUCUAUGCUGAAUUAAAUUUAGCCAAGACCAGAGGGCUCAGGUGUACAUCAGCUCCAUCUCUCCCCCAAGAUGCCUGUCAGGGACCAGGCUGGCAUCCGGUGGCUCUGAAACUCAGCUGUGCUGGGCUGAUCUUUCUUCUGAUGGUACUCAGUGUCUUAGUGGGAUUCUUGGUGCAAAAACCUCUACUAGAAAAAUGCAGUGUGGUUGCUCAAGAAAACAGGACUGAACCAACAGGGAGAUCAGCCACACUAGAGUGCCCGAGAGACUGGCAUCCACACUGUGAUAAAUGCUUAUUUACUUCUCAAACUUCCAGACCUUGGGCUGACGGUCUGGUAGACUGUAAUUUGAAGGGAGCCACUUUGCUGCUCAUUCAAGAUGAAGAAGAAUUGAGAUUAUUGCAGAACUUCUCAAAGGGAAAAGGACAACAAUUUUAUAUUGGACUAAAAUAUGAAGAAGUGGACAAGGUUUGGAAGUGGAUGAAUGGUUCUAUUUUAAAUACUAAUCUAUUACAAAUCACUGGCAAGGAUGAAGAAAACAGCUGUGCCCUCAUCUCACAAACAGAAGUGUUUUCUGAUUCCUGUUCUUCAGACAACCAUUGGAUCUGCCAAAAGACACUGAAACACGUCUGAAACCCUGUGCCCUGACUCCUGAUUAUGAAUCUCAUCUCUAUUACUUCACAAUUCACGCCAGAUCU